Chenopodium quinoa (quinoa) is the source of this 4317-nucleotide messenger RNA. RefSeq lists its product as uncharacterized. Bases 847 to 3948 code for a protein of 1033 amino acids. NCBI's taxonomy places the organism in Eukaryota, Viridiplantae, Streptophyta, Magnoliopsida, Caryophyllales, Amaranthaceae. The record is from RefSeq and is a predicted model, not a curated record. The transcript has 4 exons.
UUAGGUUUAUAAAUAAUGAUACAUUGAUACUUUAUAUUAUUGUGGAUCGGGUCUAUACAAGAUUAGCAAGUUACAAAAACCUAAAAAUAAAUAAAAAUUAAAAACUUAUGUUAAAAGCUAAUUAAGUGAGACAGAGAAGAGUAGAGAGAGAAAGAAGAGAGAGAUAGGAAGAAGAAAGAUAAAUGGAAAAAGCAGAGAAUAAAAAGAGACCGGAUGUUGACAAAUUUCAUGUCACUGUUCUUAGAAGGUCGUUUGUUUGUGUGAAGAUUUCUUAUCUGGGAUCUCUCUCAUUCUCUCUCUCUAACAAAAAAUAAAAACUCUAUUUUCUCUCUCUACUUUCUCGCUCUUCAUUUCUUCACUUUCUCUCUCUAAAAAAAAUUAACUCUUUGUUUCAGACACUGGCCCAGCAGAUCGAAAUCUUCAUCUUUUUCCUCCCUUCUUAAUCUCAUGACGAUCUAAUUAGCUCUUCAUUCAAUGGGGUUUUUUCAAAAUCUUUUUUUUAUUUAAUAUAUUUAUAAAUAUUUUAUUUUUGUUUUCUAACUAAAGGUGGGUUUUUUAUUUUAUUUUUAUUACUUAUAGUUUUGUUAUUAAAGAUUUUAUCUUUAUUUAAUUUUCUUGUAAACUCAUUUGUAAAGUUCAUUCCUUUUUCAGUCUCUGAGGACUGAAUUUUCAUGAUGGGACUUUUUUUUUUUUUUUUUCCCUUCUCUUUUAUUAUCAUCUCUGAAAAACCUCUCUUACUCAUGAAUGAUUGAAUCCCCUUUGUUUUAGAGAGGAAAACACAGUUCUAGAGAGAGAGAGAGAGAGAGAGAGAGAGGGAGAGUGAUUGGAGGAUGUGGGUCUAAAGGAAUGGGAACAAAAGUGCAGUUUGAGAAUUACUUGCCUGCAUAUUACUCAAUGAAGGAUCUUACUCGUGAAUCUAAUGGUGCUAAUUGGCCUUCUUGUUUUGGUGAGAGCAAUUUAUCCAACGGACAAUUUUAUUAUGGUUUUUUGCCUAGGACUGUUGCCGAUUCACAGCCAGGGUAUGACAAGGAUAUUGUAAAGCAAACAAUGCUGGAGCAUGAAGCCAUAUUUAAAGAUCAGGUGAGUGAGUUACAUCGACUAUACAGAGUACAAAGAGAUCUGAUGGAUGAGGCCAGGAGGAAAGAGCAAUUUAAACGGAGAAUUCCUUAUGAAACAUCAUCUUCAUCAAGCCCUGUACCAUCCCAAAUGCAAUAUGAGGAUGUGCAAAGAUGGAAUGGUCCAAACCUUCCAAUGUCAAACUCAGUUUGUGGUAGACCUCCCAUUUCAGCCCCAGAUACUGUUCAAUCUUCACCAUUAUCUGCCAAAGGAAAGAGCAUACAAGCCAGUCCAAGUUCACUUCCGAAUUGCUAUAGCCCAAAGAACUUGGAAUCGGAGUCUAGACCGACAAAACUUAGAAGACGAAUGCUUGACCUGCAACUCCCAGCUGAUGAGUAUAUUGACACAGAUGAAGUGGAUCAGUUUAAUGGUGUAAAAGUUUCUGAUAAUAUGAGUCCUUCCCCUGAUAAAAACAGAAAGUUUGCUGUGGGGAAUGGAAAACGGUUAAUGGACUAUCCUGGAAAGAUUGAAUUUCAAGGAGAUGCUUCAAGAUCUAAUUUGCAUGUCAGUAAACCUAGGGCUCUGGCAGACUUGAAUGAGCCAUUAAUUGUGGAAGAAGCGACCUCUGUCUCAUCUGUUGACUUUUUGCGCCGUGGUGGUAGUCACUGUGAUGUUCAGUACAGGGAUCUUUCUGCACGGUUGUUAAGGUCAUCUAAUGAUGUUCCUCAGAACCCCAAGAAUAAUGGCAGCAUGAAUGGGGCUUUGAACAAUGUACACUUAGAAAAUAGAUCAAAUGACGCGGACUGGUUUGGCACAUUAGAACAAGAUAAUAAAGGUAGCAUUAGAUCCAUCAAUCAAGGAAUCUGUCCAGAAAAAGUGCCUGUACCAUCUCAGCCAGUACAUAUUAUGCUUGAUCAAGUUUGUCAACCUCCGGCUUUUCUGACCAGUGAUCGUGUCAAGGGAGAUCUUUGGAAAGCAAAAUCUGGUGGCAUCGUAGAAAAAUCUGACAGAGGUUAUUCUCUAUCCAGCUAUAAUGUUCCUGGAACAGGUGCCUCUCAUCUUCCAAAUCAACCGGGAUUUUUUCAGUCAUGGGAUCAAUGUAACUCAUCUUGGGGGAAACCGGGCAGCUUUUUUGGCCAAAAGCCCAUACCAGUUCAGACAAGUCCAUAUCCAACUUCUGCUACCUUGAGCAAGAGUCCCCAAUCGUCUGCCCAAAGCAAUGAUUUGUUUGGUAAUAAUAAGUGGAAUUUAAAUAGCAGCCCUUCAGCUUUGGGGACUGACACACCUGUGAGAAAUGGUUUUUAUGAAGGUUCAUCUUAUUCUUAUAAAGGCGUUGAUUAUGCUAAUGGCAAUUACAGUGAGAAAAAGGUGCCUUGUUCCAGUAUCAACUACUUCAAGGCUACAAGUUGCUCCAAUGUGAAUCCUGUAAAAGAUGCGAACUUGAAUGUGGCACUUCCAAAUGGUGUGUCUGACGAUCAUUUUAGCAAGCAAGGUGUUAGGAUCUUAGACAAGGAUUACAGAUCCGAGGAUCCUGUAGCUGUUUUGCCAUGGCUCAGAGGAAAGGGCGCUUGCAAUAAGGAGGCAGAGAAUUCAAGGAAAGGUCUUAACUCGCUGGAGUCAGCCCUUUCUCAAUGGGGUUCAGUCGCUUCAAAUUCAUGUGAGGGUGAUGUUAAAGCCAAGGUUCUUGAUAGCAGCAGAAAAAUUCUUGGGGUACCCAUUUUUGAAAACCCUCCUACACCGAAGAAAGAGAUUUCCAAUCCUUUGCUUAUUCACAAAUGUUCAGGAAACAAGGAGAGUGAAAGAAGUGGGAGAAAAGGUGGUUUUGAUAUGAAUUUACCUUGCGACCCCACUGAAGAGGAAGCUGUGAUUGUAGGAGAGAAUAUUCAAACUGAAUCUGCUAGUCUCAGACAUCAUUUUGAUCUUAAUUCUUGCAUAUUUGAGGAGGAAAUUCCGAGUGAAACCCCUCUUCCAGAAAAUAAAACCUCCAUGAGGAUCAGCACUGGUAUAGAUUUGGAAGCUCCCUUCAUUCUUGAAGACGAGGAGGUCAUUCCUCCAGAUGAAGAUUCUUUAAUAAAAGAGACAGAGAAAGAGCCAGAAUUACCCCAACAUAAUGCUGGUGAUGGAGAAGCCGAACUUGCCAAGUCAGCAGCAGUGGCAAUUGUUGCCAUUUCAUCAUUUGUUAACCCAAAUCAAUCCAAGGAAGCAACUUUCCUACAAGUCGAAACUGACUUGGAUGAUCCCCUUCAGUGGUUUGUUGAUAUCGCUUGUUCUAAUGGAUCUGAUCUUGAAAAUGUGGAUGGGAUACCCGAAGAUUUGGAUGAUUUUGAAUUGAUGACUUUGAGACAGAAGGAGUGCACUGCGGAAGAGUCCUUCCCGAAACCAAGCUUUCCUGAAGUCCCUAAUAUUGAAGAAAAAGGGAUGUGUGUCUUAACUACAACUAGAGCACGAAAGGGACAUGGUCGUAGAGGAAGACAAAGAAGAGACUUUCAAAGAGACAUUCUUCCUGGCCUAACAUCACUUGCAAGGCACGAAGUAACUGAAGACCUCCAGAUGUUUGGUGGUCUGAUGAGAGCUACAGGUCAUCCUUGGCAAUCUGGGCCAAAUAGGCGGAAUGCUACUAGAUCUGGGUGUGCAAGAGGCAGGCGACGGUCUGUCACAGCAGCCCCAGCACAAGCACCAGCACCAGCACCUGCACCUGCACCUUCAACAGCAAAUGCAGUAUGUGCCCUUCCAUUGAAGCAGCAGCAGCAACAUUUACAGAAUAGUAAUACAGAAGUGGUUUUGGAAGAUAGAAGCCUGACGGGAUGGGGAAAAACAACUAGACGUCCCAGAAGACAAAGGUGCCCUGCAGGUAAUCCUGCAUCUGCCCCUCCUCCCGUACCUUUGACCUAAUUUAUUGAAUCGAGGCUCUGAUUUCAUGAAUCGGGAAAAAAAAUCUAUAGAGGGAAACAAAACAAAAAAAGAUGCUCGAGUAGAGUUGUUCGUUGAAGACCUUCGGAACUGAGCUUUUCCUUUCUCCUUUCUCCUCCUCUUUCUCUCUCUCUUUUUUUUUUUUUUUUUUUUUUUUUUUUAGUCACAAAAGGGGAUUGUCUUUGUACAUGUUCCUUAGCCCAAAAUUUGGGUCCCCUUUUUGCAACCAACUUUGUAUUGUUUCAUGAAUAAUGUUGCAUGGGGUUUCUUGUCCUUAGCUUAUGCUUUUGUGCAUGAGCUAAUUUGAACUAUAGUAGAUCAUGCACCUGUAUUGUGUGCUUGUCUUCUUCA